ACAUCAGUGCAGCGUGUUCAUGACGAAACAUUUAUUUAAAAUAUAAAUAUUUCUGGAACAUCUAUUACGAUAUGGCCACUCUUGACAGAAAAGGCACAUUCAAGGUUGAGUAUCUUCAAGAUAUAGAGAAAAAAGUACAGCAACUAUGGGAAAAGGAAAAAAUCUUCGAAGUCGAAGCACCAGAUGAUGGCAAACCACAUGAAAAAUUUAUGUGUACUUUCCCAUUUCCAUACAUGAAUGGACGCUUACAUCUUGGCCAUACUUUCUCUCUUUCAAAAUGUGAGUUUGCAGUAAGGUAUCAUCGCCUCAAAGGCAAAAUGGUGCUAUUUCCUUUUGGCUUCCAUGGCACGGGAAUGCCCAUUAAGGCAUGUGCUGAUAAACUGAAGAGGGAAAUUGAAUUAUAUGGUUGCCCUCCAGUUUUCCCCAAAGAGGAAGAGGUAGUUGAAGAGGAUCAAGGAGAUAUUCUUACUAAAGAUAAAAGUAAGGGCAAGAAAAGUAAAGCAGUUGCAAAGGCAGGUACAGCAAAGUAUCAGUGGCAGAUCAUGAGGAGUCUUGGCAUUUCUGAUGAAGAAAUCAAGGAAUUUGCAGAUGAGUUACAUUGGCUUGAAUACUUUCCACCAAGAGCUGUUGAAGAUUUAAAGGAAAUGGGUGUGCAUGUUGAUUGGCGUCGUAAGUUCAUAACAACAGAUGCAAAUCCAUUUUUCGAUUCAUUUGUCAGAUGGCAGUAUAACCAUCUGAAAGAUCGUAAAAAAAUUAUGUUUGGCAAGCGGUACACCAUAUUUUCGCCUUUAGACAAGCAGCCGUGUAUGGAUCACGACCGUAGUACAGGAGAAGGCGCCGGGCCUCAAGAGUACACUCUUAUCAAAAUGGAAGUUUUAGAACCACUUCCAGAUGUCCUGAAAAUUUUCAAAGGAAAGAACGUAAGUUUUGUAGCAGCUACACUUCGGCCCGAAACAAUGUACGGUCAAACUAAUUGCUGGGUCCAUCCCGAUAUAAAGUACAUAGCGUUUGAAACUGUUAAACACGGUGUUUUCAUAUGCACGCGACGCGCCGCUAGAAACAUGGCUUAUCAGGAUUUCACAGAGAAAGAUGGAGAGUUUAAAAUUCUCUUAGAAAUUUUGGGGCACGACCUUCUAGGGAUAGCUUUAAAAUCUCCGUUGACGUGUUAUCCAAAAAUUUACGCACUGCCCAUGCUUACGAUCAAAGAAGACAAAGGCACUGGCAUUGUUACUAGCGUGCCUUCCGACUCGCCCGAUGACUACGCCGCGCUUGUUGACCUGCAAAAGAAACCCGCUUUCCGGGAAAAGUAUGAUCUUAAAGAUGAAAUGGUUAUGCCGUUCACGCCCGUGCCGAUUCUAGAGAUACCCGAAUUCGGUAAUUUGUCUGCAGUGCACGUAUAUGAUAAACUGAAGAUUCAAAGUCAAAAUGACAAGGAGAAGUUGGUCCAAGCGAAGGAAAUGGUUUACCUCAAAGGUUUCUAUGAUGGUGUUUUAUUAGUAGGUGAUUAUAAGGGUAGUAAAAUUCAAGAUGUUAAGAAGAAUUUGCAAAGCAAACUUGUUAAGGAGAAUGGUGCUGUCAUAUAUUAUGAGCCUGAGAAGACAAUUAUGUCGCGGUCGGGAGACGAAUGUGUCGUUGCUCUGUGUAACCAGUGGUACCUGGUGUACGGCACUGAAGACUGGAAGCGGCAGGCGGAGAAAGCGCUGGCUGCUAUUAACACGUACCACGACGAGGUCAGAAAGAAUUUCCAGGCAACUCUAAACUGGCUGCAUGAAUAUGCAUGCUCUAGAACUUAUGGCCUUGGAACCAAAUUACCCUGGGAUGAGCAAUGGGUGAUAGAGUCGCUAUCGGACUCCACUAUUUACAACGCCUACUACACUAUAUCUCAUUUCCUACAAGGCGACACUUUCCGCGGUAACAAAGAGAACGCCCUGAAGAUUAAACCUGAACAAAUGACUGCUGAAGUGUGGGACUAUAUUUUCUUUAAAGAUGCGCCAUGCCCAAAGACCAACAUACCGAAAAAGUCCCUAGAUGCAAUGAAAAAAUCGUUCCAAUUCUGGUAUCCAGUAGAUCUGAGGACAUCAGGCAAGGAUCUCAUUCAAAACCAUCUAACAUUCUACAUCUACAACCAUUGCGCCAUUUGGCCUAACGAAGAGGACAAAUGGCCUAAGGGAAUCCGCGCAAAUGGUCAUUUAAUGUUGAAUUCCGCUAAGAUGUCGAAGUCUGAAGGCAAUUUUUUGACUUUGAAGGAGUCUAUAGAAAAGUUCAGUGCUGACGGAAUGAGGCUGACCUUAGCUGAUGCGGGAGAUUCGGUGGAAGACGCGAAUUUUGUGGAGAGCACCGCGGACGCCGCCAUAUUGAGACUGUACACAUUCAUCGAGUGGGUUAAGGAGAUGGUAGCUGCAAAACCUACUUUGAGAACGGGUGAAUACAACUUCCAUGACAAAGUGUUUGUAAGCGAGAUGAGCACGAAGAUAUCGCAGACCGACGACAACUACAACAAGAUGCUGUUCAAGGAGGCGCUGAAAUCCGGCUUCUUCGAACUGCAGGCCGCGCGAGAUAAAUACAGGGAGCUGUGUUCAGAGGCCGGUAUGCACGCGGGCCUGGUGACGAGUUACAUAGAGAUCCAGGCCAAGUUGAUGUCGCCGAUCUGUCCGCACGUGGCCGAGCACGUGUGGGAACUACUGGGAAACAAAGCCAGUAUUCUCCACGAGCGCUGGCCGACCCCUGGCCCAGUGGAUGAAGUGGCAGUCAAAGCUAGCAACUACCUGAUGGACGCGGCGCACUCUUUCCGCAUCUAUCUGAAGAACCACUGCGCCGUGAAGAAGCCGAAGAAGGGCGAAGCGCCCAAGCCCGAGAGGAAGCCCAACAAAGCCACGAUAUGGGUCGCGAAGGAAUACCCCAAGUGGCAGCACAUCAUAUUGACUACCCUCAAGCAAUUGAAUGGGGCAGGUGGUCUCCCUGACAACAAAACCAUCUCGACGGAACUCGGCAAGGUGCCCGAGCUGAAGAAGUACAUGAAGAGGGUCAUGCCAUUCGUUCAAGCCACCAGGGAGAACAUGGAGCGGGUGGGAGUGGAGGCUCUGUCCGUGGGGCUGCCGUUCGACGAGGCGGCCGUGCUGCUGGACAACAGGCAGUACCUACUCAGCACGCUAGAUCUGGACUCAAUCGAAGUGAAGCACACGGAGUGCGCAGACGCCCCUGAGAAGACGAAAGAGGACUGCGCGCCGGGACAGCCGCACAUCAACUUCACGGCGGAGGUCGGCGUGCGCGGGAGUUUCAUCAACCCGACGCCGUUCAACGGACUGUUCACGGUGCACGUGGACCUGGUUGAUGGUGACUCCGUGGAGAAGAUCAAGGCCAAAAUUGUUAAGGAUGUCAAAGCGAUUAAAGACGCAAGUUCCUUGAAGUUAUGGCGGUAUGCCGACCCGCUCAUGGGCCCCAGAAGGAUCCCGGUCCCCGGGGACUACAAGGACAAGUGCGUGGUCAUGGAAAACGCGACAGUAUUAAAAGUAGACGUAGCUUCAAAUAAAGUCGAGCUAGUCAGCGGAGGGAAAAGUAUAGACGUUGGUACUCAAUUCGUCUAUACUUACGAGAAAUAAUUUGGAUUAUGAUGUUUUUUAAGAUCGUAAUAAAUUAUUUAUUUAUUAUGCUG
Amyelois transitella is the source of this 3652-nucleotide messenger RNA. RefSeq names its product leucine--tRNA ligase, cytoplasmic (gene LeuRS). Gene Ontology annotation, biological process: leucyl-tRNA aminoacylation. Gene Ontology annotation, molecular function: ATP binding; leucine-tRNA ligase activity; aminoacyl-tRNA deacylase activity. The record is from RefSeq and is a predicted model, not a curated record. NCBI's taxonomy places the organism in Eukaryota, Metazoa, Arthropoda, Insecta, Lepidoptera, Pyralidae. The transcript has 13 exons. The coding region runs from base 72 to 3599 and encodes 1175 amino acids.